Ruditapes philippinarum (Manila clam) is the source of this 5160-nucleotide messenger RNA. RefSeq lists its product as uncharacterized. The record is from RefSeq and is a predicted model, not a curated record. NCBI's taxonomy places the organism in Eukaryota, Metazoa, Mollusca, Bivalvia, Venerida, Veneridae.
AGAGACUAUAGAAUUGUAGGUCUAGCCACUGACGUUGCCAAAAAUAAAUUAUUCUGGUCGGACAUCAGUUUUGAGACAUCAAAUCGAGGGAUUUACACAAGUGACCUUAAAGGCAAAAAUAUCACGCGCAUAGUUCACGAUGUUGGAGAAGUAAAUGGUCUUACAGUUGACUGGGUGUCACGUCAUAUAUACUGGACGGACUUGGAACGGAAGACAGUCGAGGUAGCAAACUAUGACGGGUCAUCCAGAAGGGUCAUUGUGUCAUCCGACCUGAAGUCGCCACGGGCAAUAGUUGCGUCACCAAUCUAUGGGUAUAUAUUUUGGGCUGACCAGAGAAACCAUCGUAUUGAAAGGGCGUGGCUGGAUGGCUCGCACAGACGGACGGUCGUCAAGUCCUCCUCCUACUUCCCUAACCAACUUGCUAUCAGUAUAAAAGACAAGCAACUUUACUGGGUCGACGCGUGGGAACAUGCCGUUUUCUCGUGUAAACUGAACGGCAAGAAAUGCAAGAAGCAGGUCGACUUGCAGCAGUUGACGAAAGGAUCGCCAGGAUUUGGACUGAUCGUCUUCGGCAACUUGGCGGUGAUCAGCACAUGGUUUAAUACCGCCAUCUACUCCCUCGUGUUAAACUCCAAGAAGCUCAUCUGGCAGCAAGAGAUAACUAAUCUUGGAACUAGAGAACUGUUUAGUUUGAUAAGCCUUAACCCAACCAUGCAGCCGAUGACGUACCAUCCUUGUAUGGAAGAUGAUAACGGCGGAUGUUCUCAUCUGUGCCUUCCAACACAUAAAACACAGUAUGUUUGUGCGUGUCCAACUUACGGCGGAUUGGCAUUAUCCUCUGAUGGGAAAACUUGUAGAGUUCCUGAGGAGGCAUUGCUACUUAGUUUCGAGGACACUGGUUAUGUUGGAUUUAUUGCUAUUGAUCCUGGCUGGAGUACCGAAGUCCAUUUAAUAAGUGCAUCGAAAUCUCCAGGGGCCGUUGCUUAUGAUCGCAGAGAUCAUAUGGUAUAUUGGAGUGACACGUCAGAGGGUACUAUUUAUAGAAGUAGAAUAGAAGGGACAGAAAAGGCUGUAUUUCUGGAUAAAACGAAUGGAAUAGGUCGUGUCGAUGACCUGUCGUUCAAUCCGGUGACUGGUUGUCUAUAUUUCACAAAUGCCGUGCUUAUUGAAGCGAACUAUGACGGAAAGGUGCACAGUCUACAUUCUGUAGAAAUGAUAGAAGUCCAUACAGAGAAUAGAAAAACUAUACUAAAGAGCGACAAGAAACCAAUUCGAAUAGUUGUUGAUGAAAAUGGAAGUUACCUGUAUAUAGCACUCGCUGGGCAUGCUCCGGAGGUCAUACGAACGGAGCUUGAUGGGUCUAAUGCAACCAAUGUUCGCGUCAAUGUAUCUGACCCUCUAGGCCUAGCUAUUUCCGGUAACAUAUUAACUAUAGCCGAUAGAAGGUACGAAAAUAACACAGUGGAGACAGUUCUAAUAAAGUAUAACACAGAAAAAGAAGCCGAGACGGAUGCGAUUAAAACAAAUAAGACAACAUACAGUAUAGGAAGUAACGGGGAUGUACUAUACAUUGCCGACGCUGUAAAAAGUUCUCUACUGGUAUAUAACGACACGGAACAGACCACGUUGCUGGAACAUGGACUAGUCGCAGAUAUUGCCUUUACAAUAACAGAUCCAAAAACAGAAGAUCAUAUUACGAAGUGUAUUAAUGCCGGAUGCAGUCACGGGUGUGUUCCUUUACCCAGCCAUUAUCCUACUGACGUGCGGUGUUCUUGUCCGGCUCAGAGCAGUCUUGUUUUACAUAAUGAUCAAAAGAAUUGCAAACGACCAGAUAAUUUUCUACUGUAUGCAGACAUCAAUAAGAUACAGUUACUGAGUUUAGAUAAAGACCUUUCUACAGAACCUAUUACAUUGUUUUAUGGGGAUGGACAGUCUAACAUAGAAUCCGUGGCUUAUGAUGAAAGUAAAGAACGUUUAUACUGGGCUGACAGACACAGCAAUUCAAUAUACCUAUCACAUCUCCAUCAGAUAGAGCCGAUACUAGUUUACAAACAAGAGGACCCACUACAAGAAAUGAUCUUUGACCCUCGACGUCAGCGUCUGUACUGGUCAAGCAAGUUUGCUAAAAGUUUGGGAUUUUAUAUCUCAAGUUUAAACAUGAAACGUGGAUUGGACUCUAAACUUACUCUGUUCUCGUACCACAGAACUAUGACGUCAUUGUCAUUACAUCCGAAGGGAAGGUGGCUUUAUUGGAUAGAAGAAGAGACAGAAUUCGAAGCUGCGGGUAUAGGUUCGUGUAAAUCUAAACCGGAAGUACGGUAUAAUAAUGUGUUAGAAGAGGGCCUUCAAUCACCAAACAGUCUGUAUGUCGCAAAAGACAAGCUUUAUGUUACAGAAAAGGGCGGGAAAAUUGUGGUGAUCAACCUUGAUGGAGAGAUAAUGUCGGUGAUAUAUCCGGACUCACCUGAAAUCAACCACCUUCUUGUCCAUGAAGACGUUCUGAUUAUAUCUGAUACGAAGGAACGGGUCAUUAAAGUUACGGAUGUGAAAUCUGGGGCCACAAUGACUCUAGCUGACCGUCUCGAUAAACCUUCUGCACUGGCUCUUCAACUUUCGUCGCAAUCAAACGAUGCCUGUGAUCAAAGUAAUUGUUCGGACGUCUGUAUACCUUUACUGCGAAAUGAUUAUAUCUGUACAUGUUAUAACGGCAGAAUACUUGAAAGUGAUGAAAGAACUUGUAUCAAAAUUCCGACAACAACAACAACAACAACAACUACUACUACAGAAAAAACAACAACCACAACAACUUCUACUACAACAACAACAAAAUCAACAACGACGGAAGAAGAGUCAACUACAGCAAAAAAGUUUGAAAAGCUACCAGAUUUACGCUGGAAACUUGCGUCAGAGACAACAGCGUCAUCGGAAGAAGUCACAGAAUAUGACGUCGAAAUCCGAAAUACGUCAUCUAUGACGUCUGAUAGACUCGAGCCUAGAGGUUUUUCCACAGAGUAUAAGAUAUUUGAUGAACAUACUGGGGAGCCGAAACCGACACAGUCUACGGAGGAAGUAGUAUACGUAACAAAAUCACCUACAGAGAUUGUGACGACAGUCAAUGAAGAUGAUGUAUACGGUAUAUAUGAUGGAGGAAAUUUAGGGAUUCCAUAUUUUGAGAAUUGUCCAAGCGACACCAUUAUAGCCCGGGUUCCUAGCACAGACAAAGUUGUAGAACUUCCUAUAAAACCAAUAGGCUAUAACAGCAAUGGAUCGCCACUGCCACUUCAUUGUGACAGAGAAAUGACCGAGUCUGGUGUAAUUGUUACGUGGGAAGGUGAUGAGUCAGAAAGUCGACAAAGUGUCACAUUCUAUGUCACUGAUUCCAACCACAAGAAAAAGAAAUGCACUUUUACUGUUAUACUUCAAGAUGUUGACCCACCAAUGUUUGCGUCAUGUCCGGAAACCGUUAAGGUACGAACUGCCGACUACUCAACAUAUGUUAACUGGACUGUACCGGAAGCUAUAGACAAUGUGAAAGUGAAAACAGUAGAAAGUACUCAUACACCCGGGUCACACUUUCUGCCCGGAGAAACUAAAGUUAACUACACGGCCAUUGAUGUUGCCGGAAAUACAGCCACGUGUGUGUUCAGCGUGUUUGUUUUACAUGAUCACGUCUGCAACCUGCCCGACAUUCAUCACGGCGGAAUGAUCUGUAGCCAAGGUGACAGCGUUACUGGAGAAAAAUGUCAAAUUAUCUGUGAGCAAGGCUAUGUCAUAAAUCCAGUCCCAACUUUUAGACGCUUGUUCAACUGCAGACAUCCAGAUGAUGUAGACGAUUUAAAAAAGAUAAUGGCGACGCAGGAACCUUGUUUAAAGCAUAACUAUCCGUCCUUGCUAAGACAGACGUUCAGCUUCAUGGUGAAAGGUCCAAUUAGUCUUCACAAGGUCAAGGUCAGAGAUGACGUGAACAGGGCUAUCGUUAGUACUCUUGAAGAGGAGAGUCUGUGUAUUGAUGACGUUUGUCAUUUUAGUAACGUUAGCAUGAAAUGUGAUGAUGACGUCAUCGUAGACGAGAUGGACAAUGGCACGUGUUUAGAUGAGGAGAAAAGAACGGAGUUCUUCAUUAUCUUUAAUAUAACCCUUUCAAACAGUACUGGGGCAGAUGUGCAGACAUUGUUACAAGAUAUUCAUUUGGAGCUAUUAUCACUCGCCUCUGCAAUACAGCUUAAUAUUGAAGGUCAUAUGUAUAAAGCCAUUGCAGAGAGUCUAGUUAAAUCAGACGGCAUCUGGUCAUGCCCUGUUGGACAAGUACAAGAACAUGGACUUUGUAUUUCUUGUCCUCCUGGGACGUUCCACAAUACAGACUCAAACAUUUGUCAGUUUUGUUCUAUUGGGUAUUACCAAGAUAACAACGGCCAGGUCAUGUGUAAAAUGUGUCAUCCAGGCCGGACGUCACCAACCGGUGCUACAGCCAGCAAUCAGUGCCACACUAUACCAACUAUGGACGAAAUGACCUUGUUCAUCAUAGUGACCACGUGCUCUUUCGGCGUUGUUUUCCUGUGCAUGGCAAUCACGUUGUAUCUACAGUUCCAGCGACAGAAAAAGAGGAACCAGCAGGCCAGCAACCAGAAGAAAACUCGUUACAACAUGUCGCCGAACGUAUACGUAGCUCCGCCCCCAAUCCUUAAAUCAAAGCUCGACGAGACCUACACGUCGGGACAUAAAACCUACAGUAUUGACAGAAAGAAGCCUAUUAAUAUAUAUGCCAACCAUGACUACGAUGACAUGAACAGGAGCCCCAGCACCGGGCCGUUAACAAACUACCAAAAUGACUUGCUUACAAUGCUGCAGGGACAAAACAGGGACUAUUCCCCUGGGGAAGAGGUUCCAACGGGGACACUGUCCCGAGAAAAUACAUUUUCUAAUCCUACUUAUUCGCCUCAGUUUGGAUUGCGUAGAGGUGACAAAGGCUCCUUGUCACGUGGUGUGAGCACUCCGUCACCGGGUCCACAAAGAAAAAUGUCAUACGACAGCACUUUCUCGAACCAGUCGCCGCGAACUAUCAGGUCUCAGAGGACGCCAACCAGCGAUACACCUUUAAUCACCCAGUCACCUUUACUUAGAUUAAAACUCGCCGCGUACAAUCUCAAUCAUGAAGAUUAG